Sphenostylis stenocarpa is the source of this 279-nucleotide messenger RNA. Lineage: Eukaryota; Viridiplantae; Streptophyta; Magnoliopsida; Fabales; Fabaceae. The record is from the annotation of a GenBank genome assembly.
AUGACCAAGCGAACCAAGAAGGCCGGUAUUGUUGGAAAAUAUGGCACCCGAUAUGGUGCUAGUUUGAGGAAGCAAAUUAAGAAGAUGGAAGUUAGUCAGCACAGUAAAUUCUUCUGUGAGUUCUGUGGAAAGUAUGCUGUUAAGAGGAAGGCUGUUGGUAUUUGGGGAUGCAAAGAUUGUGGAAAAGUGAAGGCUGGAGGUGCUUACACGUUGAAUACUGCUAGUGCUGUGACUGUACGAAGCACCAUUAGAAGGCUAAGGGAGCAGACUGAGAGUUGA